Carassius gibelio (silver crucian carp) is the source of this 672-nucleotide messenger RNA. Its product is annotated as serine/threonine-protein kinase pim-3-like. The coding region runs from base 120 to 551 and encodes 143 amino acids. Gene Ontology annotation, molecular function: ATP binding; protein serine/threonine kinase activity. The transcript has a single exon. Gene Ontology annotation, cellular component: cytoplasm. Gene Ontology annotation, biological process: negative regulation of apoptotic process; regulation of mitotic cell cycle; protein autophosphorylation. The record is from RefSeq and is a predicted model, not a curated record. NCBI's taxonomy places the organism in Eukaryota, Metazoa, Chordata, Actinopteri, Cypriniformes, Cyprinidae.
CUGAGAGUUGUGAGUUGAGAGUGAAUCUGUUGCUCUGUUUGGUCUGAUUCAGCGCUGGAUAUAACGGAGCGUUUGUCCUGCAGGAAGGUCAGGGUCGGCUGCCGCUGGAGGUGGCGUUGAUGACCCUGGUCAAUUCGGCUCCUGCCUGCCCCAACGUCCUGCAGCUGCUGGAGUGGUUUGACCGUCCCAGACGCUACACCAUGAUCCUGGAGCGCCCGCUUCCUUGCCAAGAUCUGGAGAGUUUCUGUGAGGAGAACGGACGCCUGGAGGAGAGUCUGGCCAAGAAAGUGCUGCUGCAGCUGAUCACGGCGCUGAAACACUGCGAGAGCCGUGGAGUCCUGCACCGGGACGUCAAACCAGAGAACCUGCUGAUCUCCACAGACUCACAUGACAUCAAGCUGCUGGACUUCGGCUGUGGAGAUCUGCUGAAAGACUCGGCCUACAAACACUUUGCAGGUUGGUUUGAUCUCCCUGCAGUGAUCUGUGUUUGUUUGUGGACUUUUGAUGAUCGAGCGAAGGGAAUCUGUUUGGACUGGGGCCUCUUCAGAUGAUGUUUGUGGUCUUGUUGGGUCUCUCAGGCACUCUUCAGUACGCCCCUCCUGAGUGGUUUCGGCAUCACCGUUAUCAUGCGGGACCGGCUACGGUUUGGUCAGUGGGGGUGACGCUCUACAA